AGAAGACCACCAUGUGAUAUGGAGAUGCACAGGCGUACCACCAACAAACGCCGAGAUUCUAUUGGGGACGACAUCCUGGCUCCAAGCAAGGAACCACUGUUGGAGAAUGGCCAAGCGAGUGGGGAUGGCCACCACAAUGAUAGAGAAUACGCUGGCAGUGUGCUGGAAGAGUGGCGUAGCAUUGCACUCCUGCUGUUUCUGUACGUGCUCCAAGGUGUCCCACUUGGCCUCGCAUCCGCUAUGCCACUGUUACUUCAGAACAGACGCAUCAGCUACAAGGAACAAGCCCUGUUCAGCUUAGCAGCAUGGCCCUUCAGUGUCAAGCUCCUGUGGGCCCCCAUUGUGGACUCUCUGUACUCCAGUCGCUUUGGCCGGCGCAAGUCAUGGCUGGUGCCUGCCCAGUACGCCAUUGGUUUGUCGUUCUUCUGGCUGUCAUCGCACAUGAGUUUUCUGCUGGGUGAAGGUGAAGGAAGCAGCAAGACAGAGCCCAGUGUUCUUAUGCUGACCUUAGUCUUCUUUUCACUAAACUUCCUGGCGGCUACUCAGGACAUUGCUGUCGAUGGCUGGGCCCUCACAAUGCUCUCACGGCGGCACGUAGGAUAUGCCUCCACGUGCAACUCUGUGGGGCAAACGGUCGGAUACAUCAUGGGAAACGUUGUAUUUUUGGCUCUCGAGUCUGCAGACUUUUGCAACCGCUAUCUAAGGUCCACUCCCCAACAAGAUGGCAUCGUCACUCUUGAUGGGUUCCUGAACUUCUGGGGGAUCGUGUUCAUGUUGACGACGACCAUGGUGGCCCUACUGAAACACGAGCAAAGCACAGUAACCAGUGACGAGGAUGGCCGGUCUGAUCUGGGAAUUUUUCAGGCGUACAAGAUGGCACUGCGCAUCUUUCAGCUUCCCAGUGUCCGCACCUUAUGCAUCUUUUUAAUCACUGCCAAGGUGAACGCCGUUUCUCUCGCAUGUUGGUUUGCAGCGGCUGACAACGUGACGGGGAUGAAGCUUCUAGAGGCUGGCAUGCGCCGCGAAAACUUGGCCCUGCUGGCUAUACCAGUGGCGCCCAUUCAGAUCCUGUUGCCAGUGAUCAUAAGCAAGCACACUGGUGGCAACAGGCCACUCAACGUGUAUUUCAAGGCCUAUCCAUAUAGGUUGCUCCUUGGAUUGGUGUUCAUGGUUCUUGUCCACUGGACGUAUCAUGUCAAGAAUCCAGAUGGAACAUUCCCCCUCUACUACUAUGUAGCCAUUGUUCUCGUCUAUGCUGUGUACCAGGUGACCCUGUACAGCAGUUUUGUGUCUUCGGUGGCAUUCUGUGCAAGGGUGAGUGACCCAGCUGUUGGGGGAACCUACAUGACCCUGCUCAACACCGUCAGCAACCUAGGCAGCAGCUGGCCUGCGACAGUGGCACUGUGGAUGGUGGACAGCUUCACUUUCAAACGCUGCGUUGGUGCCUCUGAAGCGUGGCUCUACUGUUCUUCAAAGGAAGACAAGAAUAUAUGCAGCAGCCAAAAAGGCACCUGCGAGACUACAAUAGACGGCUACAACAUAGAAAUGGUGUUCUGCAUUGCGCUCGGUUUCCUGUGGCUGCUGUAUGCACGGCGAAAGGCUAACUGGCUGCAGUCCUUGCCACAGUCCGCGUGGAAGUGCACUUAAUCACAGUGCAGGUACUAAGGCUACCACAAAUAAGUCAUCCAGAAACUUCAAUGACAAGCCCUUGGAGCUUACUGCCAUGUCUUUCAUUUACUCUUACGCUCUAGUCAUUGUGCAAAGAUGCGUCUUUGUUGUAGACGCAUCUGUACAUUUUUUACAUCAGAAACUUUUUUUCAGAUGCGUUUGUGGAAAGUACAUCUCGUACUCUGUAUGAAAGUGGGCGCAUGUAUUUUGUUAUCGUUUUAAGUAUAGGGGUGUAACCUUCUGUGUAUACUGUCAAUUGAAAAAUAUAAUAAAAUACUCUGAAAUUCACACUCAAGGAUUACCAUGGUUAUGACAACUUUGAGCAUUAGAAAAUAUGAGUAUGGAUAGUCGUUAAAUUAAAAAAAUAUUUCUGGUAGAACUACCAGCUGACAGUAAUGUGAUUCGUUAUAACCUAUGCCAGUGGUUCUCAAACGGGGGUCCGCGAAUGCAUUUGUAUGAUCUGCGAAACCCCCAGCUGCAUUUUUUUAAAGCGUGAUUGUGCCAGGUAUGUGGCACGUUUGUAUGAUGUUUUUGCUAGCAAUAAAAUGCACCUGUUUCCCGCUCCA
Rhipicephalus microplus (southern cattle tick) is the source of this 2234-nucleotide messenger RNA. RefSeq names its product acetyl-coenzyme A transporter 1. Gene Ontology annotation, biological process: acetyl-CoA transmembrane transport. The record is from RefSeq and is a predicted model, not a curated record. Gene Ontology annotation, cellular component: membrane. NCBI's taxonomy places the organism in Eukaryota, Metazoa, Arthropoda, Arachnida, Ixodida, Ixodidae. Gene Ontology annotation, molecular function: acetyl-CoA transmembrane transporter activity.